GGGACACUUGAACGCGUUAUUUCACACUAGGACUCUUAUCAGUUCGCAAACUUCAUUACAUAGAAGGGAUAAUGUCGAAACAACACAGUCUUGUUAUUCUGUUCGCUUUGUUGGCAGCCUCCGAGGGAACCGAUUGUCCAGAUGGCUGGCUGGCAUUUGAAGGCUCAUGCUACUUGUUUGCUGACAUACAUGCACACUUUACUGAAGCUGCGCACUACUGUCAACAGCAUGGUGGGAGUCUUAUCCACGUUGAUUCAGACACAGAGAACGACUUUAUAAGAAAUUAUCUCAGAGGCCUCAGCAGGUCGAGUGGUAUGAGAGAACAUUACAUUCAUAACAUUUGA
Messenger RNA from Dreissena polymorpha, 344 nucleotides. RefSeq names its product snaclec aspercetin subunit alpha-like. Bases 72 to 344 code for a protein of 90 amino acids. The transcript has 3 exons. Lineage: Eukaryota; Metazoa; Mollusca; Bivalvia; Myida; Dreissenidae. The record is from RefSeq and is a predicted model, not a curated record.